AUGGAGACCCAGAGGGCCAGCCUGUGCCUGGGGCGCUGGUCACUGUGGCUUCUGCUGCUGGCACUCGUGGUGCCCUCGGCCAGCGCCCAGGCCCUCAGCUACAGGGAGGCCGUGCUUCGUGCUGUGGAUCGCCUCAACGAGCAGUCCUCAGAAGCUAAUCUCUACCGCCUCCUGGAGCUGGACCAGCCGCCCAAGGCCGACGAGGACCCGGGCACCCCGAAACCUGUGAACUUCACGGUGAAGGAGACUGUGUGUCCCAGGCCGACCCGGCGGCCCCCGGAGCUGUGUGACUUCAAGGAGAACGGGCGGGUGAAACAGUGUGUGGGGACAGUCACCCUGGAUCAGAUCAAGGACCCGCUCGACAUCACCUGCAAUGAGGUUCAAGGUGUCAGGGGAGGUGGCCUGUGCUAUUGUAGGCGUAGGUUCUGCGUCUGUGUCGGACGAGGAUGACGGUUGCGACGGCAGGCUUUCCCUCCCCCAAUUUUCCCGGGGCCAGGUUUCCGUCCCCCAAUUUUUCCGCCUCCACCUUUCCGGCCCGCACCAUUCGGUCCACCAAGGUUCCCUGGUAGACGGUGAAGGAUUUGCAGGCAACUCACCCAGAAGGCCUUUCGGCACAUUAAAAUCCCAGCAAGGAGACCUAAGCAUCUGCUUUGCCCAGGCCCGCAUCUGUCAAAUAAAUUCUUGUGAAACC
Messenger RNA from Sus scrofa (pig), 691 nucleotides. RefSeq names its product protegrin 1 (gene NPG1). NCBI's taxonomy places the organism in Eukaryota, Metazoa, Chordata, Mammalia, Artiodactyla, Suidae. Gene Ontology annotation, biological process: innate immune response; defense response to Gram-negative bacterium; defense response to Gram-positive bacterium. Gene Ontology annotation, molecular function: lipopolysaccharide binding. The record is from RefSeq and is marked validated. Gene Ontology annotation, cellular component: extracellular region.